Molecule: messenger RNA, 1836 nt
Organism: Microthlaspi erraticum
Lineage: Eukaryota; Viridiplantae; Streptophyta; Magnoliopsida; Brassicales; Brassicaceae
Source: the annotation of a GenBank genome assembly
AUGGCGGAUCAUCAAGAGGACGAAGAUUUGAAAUUGGCUCUUCAGAUGAGUAUGCAACACAAUCCUCCGGAGCCCAAACGGAGCAAACCAAUUGAAGAAACCGGAUCCGGAUCUCAGUUCGGUGGUCCUUCCGGUGAAUCGCCGGAAGCAAAAAGCCGGCGAUUGCAGCGUGAGCUCAUGGCUGCUGCGGCGGAGAAACGAAUGGUUCUGUUUCCCAAAAGCCCUCCACCUCGAGCUAAGCCCAGAGCUCUGGCUUCGCCAAUUACGGUUGCUGAUAAAGAUAGCCAAGUUGUGAGGAUCGGUAAAGAGUUGGGAUCCGGUGACGGUGAUGGUUCUUCCGGGAAGGAGUUGUCGCCGGAAGAAUCCAAUCAGUUGUUUACAAUGGUGUUUAGUAAUGAGGUCUCGAAAAGUGUACUUGCACAGUGGACUAAUCAAGGCAUAAGGUUUAGCCCUGAUCCUGAAACUACUAUAGGCUUAGUGCAGCAUGAAGGUGGGCCUUGCGGUGUUUUAGCAGCACUACAAGCAUUUGUUCUUAAAUACCUUCUUUACUUUCCGGAUGAAAUAGGUAAAGCUUCCCCAAGUCUAGGUGUCAGGUCAUUAUCAAAAACUCGUUAUGUUGCAUCAGGCUCUUUCUCUUCUGUACCAGAAGAAGCAAAAACAAGGGCUCUUGUGAGAAGUAUGUGUGAGAUUCUAUUCAUGUGUGGAAACAAUAACCGCGCUGUAAUAGCGAGUUUCCCUAAUCUUGAGGAUACCAAUACAAAUCAGAAAGAUGAGGCAAUGGCUGGUCCUCUCCCCAUUGAGUCUGCUUCAGAUUUGCAGAAGAUCUUGAGAUUCGAGACAUUCACAACUCAAUCAAGUGCACUUAAUAAGCUAGAAGGCACAAUAACUGCUUUCCAAAGCCGCAUGGGUGCUUUGCUAUUCCUGAUUUCUGCUUUACUCUCCCGUGGACUGGAUACAGUUCAAAGCGACAGGGAUGAUCCAAGCCUCCCUCUAGUAACUGCACCGUUUGGACAUGCCUCUCAGGAAAUUGUGAACCUGCUGUUGUGUGGAGAAGCGGUUCCCAAUGUGUUUGAUGGAAGAAUGGAUCUUGGAGGCGGUAUGUUUCUAAAAGGCAUAUCUAAGACAGUGGAGGUUGGCUUCCUCACGUUGCUCGAGUCUCUCAAUUACUGCAAAGUCGGUCAGAAUCUGAAAUGUCCCAAAUGGCCAAUAUGGGUUAUUGGCAGCGAGUCACAUUACACUGUCCUGUUUGCACUCGAACCAUCGGUACAAGAAGAGAACGAGCUUGAGCUGAGAGAAUGUCAGAUAAGAAGAGCCUUCGACGCAAGAGACCAGAGUGGAGGAGGAGGUUUCAUCAGCGUGGAGGCCUUCCACCAAGUUGUUCAAGAAACAAACAUCAGACUCCCAAUCGAGAAAGUCAACGAUAUCUGCGCGACAGGGUUCAUCGUGUGGAGCGAGCUAUGGCAAGUGAUCUUGGAGUUAGACCGGAACUUAGGAGGGAUCAAAGAUUCAACAGGGUUGAUGGGAAAGAAAGUGUUUGACAUCUAUCACUUCAACGGGAUAGCGAAGUCGGAUAUAAACGGUGGUGGUCAAGCGAUGGCUGUUGAAGGCGGGACGGUUCCUAUGCAGAGGCCACGGCUGACGAAGCUAAACGUCUCUGUUCCUCCUAAAUGGACGCCGGAGGAGUUCAUGACAUGCGCAUUGCCGAGCAGCUCGGAGAAAGAGCCGGAAGUGAAUCAGCCUAAACCGGUGCAGCAUGCGCCGUUGGUCGAUUGUAUAAGAACUCGGUGGUCGCGAGCUACGUGUAGCUGGGCUGGAGAUCCUCCAAGUAUAGUCUGA